CCCAGAAAGCAAACAAACUCCUCUGAAGAGAGAGGAAAGGUUGUUUGGAUUCCUAGCAGGGCUGCUGUAGCCCGAGGAUCAGCGGAAGCAGCGCCUGAAGAACAGAUUCUCCUCCAUCCAUCAGGACGGAGGUGAGGACCAUGGCUGAGCACAUGAUGAUGCCCAUGAGCUUCAGGAUGGGGAUGAACAGUCCUUCACAGAACAAUGGGCAGCCGGGCCUGCGGGGGCUGCAGAAUGGGCCCCUGUCGCACUACAGUAGGAACCCCCAGCACAACAAUGAGGCUGUGAUGAGACAGAGGCCAAACAUUAUGGGACAGGGGGGCCUGGGGGCCCCUGGAAGUGGCAUUGCUAUGGCACACCAUCAGCACCAGAUGAUGUAUACCAGCCAGGGUCCUCAGCAGCAACACCACCACCUGCAGUCCCAGCAGCAGCAGCAGCAGGGUGGACCCCCCCAGCAUUACCUUCCCAGCAGCCUCACAUCCCAGCAGCUCAUGGCCAGCCUGCAUCUACAGAAACUUAACACCCAGUACCACGGACACCCACUGGGAUCCCCCAGUGGCCACCACCUGCCCAAUGGAGCUCAGUACCGCAUGGGCUCAGCACAGCUGGCCGGCAUGCAGCACAUCGGUGGCCAUUUUGGACUAAAUGGAAUGGACAUGGAUCUAAUCGAUGAGGAGGUUCUGACUUCGCUGGUGUUGGAACUGGGCUUGGAUCGUGUUCAGGAGCUGCCGGAGCUCUUCCUGGGACAGAAUGAGUUUGACUUCAUGUCUGACUUUGUGUGCAAGCAGCAGUCCAGCUCAGUGAUCUGUUAAGGUUUGUUUAAACCCCAAAGAGCCCAGAAUAGCAGACAAUCUCUGCUUGGAUGUUUCUGUACAGGUCCGUGACACGCCAACCUUUGAACUGAGCUCCCCAUGAGCUAAACAGGGGGCAGGUUUCUCCCUCCCUGGAGCUGGUAAUGAACAAAAUAUGUCUCUUUAGGCCUAAAUGAAGCAUCCAGAUCACCAGGCCCAGUAUGUUAGCGCGGGUCUACCUUCCAUCAUACCAGCUCGUUUUACUGAAUGAGGACAUUUUCCUUUCCUUUUUUAAUUGGAUUUUGGAAGCUGGCUCUUCAAAAAUCCAGAAUCGAAGCAUAAAGCAGUGGAGAGAGUGGGAUCAAAUCUCUACAGAAUGUCUUUGGGUUCAAACUGAACAGUUUGGAGUUUGAUCUGGAAUUAGUUCUGAUGAAAUAAAGGAUGCAAUGAUGUUGAACCUGAUCAGCUGUGACCUUUAACCCCAGCCUCUCCAAAGCCCAGAAGGCCUUGUUUUCUCAUCAGUUCACUUUAAUUCUACAGUCUAUGAAGUUAGACUGAAUUAAUGAUCUGGAUCAGUCCACUUAGAGGGAAGAAGAAACAUCAGCGUUUCAUUUAUUCUGAGAGAGUCAGACCCUCAGCAGAUAACAGGAAGGCUGGAUGGAGUAGAGAAAACAUUCAUCAUCUGUCAGCAAUGCUCUGAUUAAACUGCUCUUUCCUUCAGCCAAUUAAAUCAAUUUGUCAUUUCAUAAAUAAUAACAAUGGCAUCGUGCUGACCGAGGAAAUAUUUAGAUAACUUCAGAAAUAUUUAGUACUGAAGAGAAUGAAGGGGCUUCAGCUCCUGGAUGUGGGAUGGUGAUCAGAGUAUCUUUCAGUUAAAUGGAUCUAAUGUGAUGCACUGAGUCUCUGCACUGAGUCUCUGCACUGAGUCUCUGUACUGAGUCUCUGCACUGAGUCUAUGCACUGAGUCUCUGCACUGAGUCUCUGUACUGAGUCUCUGCACUGAGUCUCUGCACUGAUUCCCUGACUGAGUCUCUGAUUGAGUCUCUACGGACUUCAGUCUGUGCAUCAAACCAUGGAUCCAUCACCCACUGGGCUGAAGCCAUUUUUCCUCUAAACUCACGUUCCUUGUGGUUCUCCUGUUCCCUCUAGAUCCGCUGACUCUCCUGCUGAUCAGUUUGGAGGGAUGGUUUCUUAAUGGAGGCCAUGCUGAUUGGAGAACAUUCUUUGGUGUUUUUCUCUCCAUCUGUGAAAACUUCCUGCAUUCACUAUGCUGUUUGUGAAGCUGUGGAAGACGAGCAGCUCCACAUGCAGACUCUCCAUGAAUCGCUCCCUAACAGCCUGUCUGUGGGGGUCUAAUUUACAGCUCAGCUCAGAGACCACCUCACAUUCUGACCUAAACCCAGCAGGGGCCAGAUUGCUGCCGGCUGGAUCCUGUCUCGGUACUUUAGACCAGAUGAACAUGCUGUCAGUACUUGGUAGGCCUUCGUCUCCUUAGGGGACCCUCGUACUUGUUGGGCGAGGCCUAAACCUUCCCACCAUGUUGAACACAGGUAGGGGUUUGGGGGGAUUUCCAACCAGGCUGUUCAGCAUGGUCAAAAGCUGCCUGACUAUGGUAGAUUAAAGUGAGAUUGUAUUCCUUGUAUUAAAGCACCCCCCCCCCCCCCAAACCACCUUUGUAACGUUAUUGAUUCUAUUUUAAGAAAAUGUAUUUAUUUUGAAAUAAAAUAUUUAUUUAAAGACCUUUUUAUUGCUUCUUGUCUCAAAUAAUGUCAGAGUUGGUC
Cyprinodon variegatus (sheepshead minnow) is the source of this 2572-nucleotide messenger RNA. RefSeq names its product cbp/p300-interacting transactivator 3-like. The coding region runs from base 141 to 812 and encodes 223 amino acids. NCBI's taxonomy places the organism in Eukaryota, Metazoa, Chordata, Actinopteri, Cyprinodontiformes, Cyprinodontidae. The record is from RefSeq and is a predicted model, not a curated record. Gene Ontology annotation, cellular component: nucleus. The transcript has 2 exons. Gene Ontology annotation, biological process: regulation of DNA-templated transcription.